AGAUUUUAUUUUAUUUAUUUUUUGACAGCUGACAUUUAUUUUGGCUAAGUGACAGACGUCAAAACAUUCUUAUCAAUUAUUGCAACUUUUAACCAAAAAUAUGCUUACAAAUUUUAAAAAUAUGUAAAAUACCAUUAUAAUGCAUCCUAAAACACCUAAAAAACAUUUAAGUUUUACAUGCGAUGCCUGUUUUUAUCCAAGUCAAACAGAAUGAAGUAAUGUCUAAUAACGCGUACUCGGAAACUUCAAAGAAGGUUGAAUGGAAAAAGUGUGAUUCAUCAUCGACACUGUCAAAUUCCAAUGGGGAUAUUUGCCGCAUAUGCCACUGUGAGGCUGAUUUGGACAACCCCUUGUUGUCACCCUGCUAUUGCUCAGGAAGUCUUAAAUAUGUGCACCAGUCUUGUCUUCGACAAUGGCUGGCAGCCUCUGACACUCGAUCAUGUGAAUUAUGUAAAUUUAACUUUAUUCUACAUACAAAAAUUAAACCACUCUCAGAGUGGAGAAUAUUGGAAAUGAGUAGUUUGGAAAGAAGGCGACUUCUGUGUGCUAUUUUGUUUCAUUUUGUUGCUGCAGUUUGUGUGGUGUGGUCCUUAUUUGUUUUAAUUGAUAGAGCUGCAGAAGAAGUACAAAAAGGCUUAAUUGCAUGGCCUUUUUGGACAAAACUUGUGGUUGUGGCUGUGGGAUUUACCGGCGGAGCCGUUUUUAUGUUUAUACAGUGCCGACAGUACUUACAUUUAUUUUCCAGAUGGAAAGCGCACAAUAGAAUAAUACUGGUACAGAAUGCUCCAGAAAAACAGUCAGCUCCGUCUCCAAAUUUCGCUUACAGUUGUUCCGACCCAAGGCAGCAGAUGGCGCCCCACGUGGUUUCAAUAGUGGAAUGCGGCAUGCCGUCCUCAAUUACGACCUCGCGCAAUGACUUACAGCUUUGCUACGUUUUCGAAAACGAGUCUGAGGUAAAAAGAAAAAAACAUCUGGACCGCAGUAGCUCCUCAAUCCAAAAAGCCGACGUUCAUGUCGAAGACCUGUGUGAUACUCCUCAACAUUACUCUGUUGAAAAUUUAAAUGUAGAUUUUAAAGAAUCUAAUAUCCUAGCUUUAGAUAUUGAGUGCCCUUCUAACACUAUUAAGAAAUAUUCUCUUCAAAAUACUUCAAAGACUGAUAUAGUUAAAAAUAAAAGCUGUGUUUUUAAAUCAUUGCCUAAUUUAAGUACCAGUAGUGAGAAUUUGCUUUUGUAAUUUUAGCCUGUACAUUUUAUUGUAAAUUAUGUAAUAAACUAUUAUUUAUUAACCU
This is a messenger RNA of Brassicogethes aeneus, 1290 nucleotides long. Lineage: Eukaryota; Metazoa; Arthropoda; Insecta; Coleoptera; Nitidulidae. The record is from the annotation of a GenBank genome assembly.